AGAUCGAUAGAUCUAGCUUGAAUUCUAUUUGUUGUUAUUGUUUUUAUUACCUAAACUAUGCCGAAGAAAGUUGUGGAUAAAAUUCGUCAUUCAGCUAGUCUAAUACUUCUGUCCAGGGAUACUAAAUUUCCACCCAGCAGCUCAGAUUAUAAUGCGCUACUCUUUACGCGUAACUCCAAGUCGACCUUCAUGCCCGACGCUUCAGUGUUUCCCGGUGGCGUUUGUGAAACUGUGGAUAGCUCUCCAGUUUGGCUAAGACACUUUAGUCGCUACGAAGGGAGUGCUGAGAAAUUAAAGAAAAUAUGCAAAGGAGCUGCGAGUACGAAGGGCUCUAAUGAAAACCUUAAUGCUGAUGUUUCACUACGUUUGACUGCAUUACGGGAGACUUUCGAAGAGAUGGGUAUUUUGCUGUGCCGCGAUCGCAAAUCUCUGACCAGAACCGAUGGCUAUGCACAAUUCAAUGAGCAAUUUGAUCGACAGCAUUGGCAACGUAUUGUCCAUAACGAUGCCAGCAAAUAUUUGACGCUCUGUGAAGAGUUGGAUGUGGUGCCCGAUCUGUGGUCGUUGCACGAAUGGUCUGCCUGGCGCACGCCAUCUACUUUCCAGAAGCGGUUCGAAACCGUCUUCUUUUUAGCUGCUCUCCAAGCCCAGCCGCAGGUGCUAACAGAGCCUAAUGAAGUGAAGGAUUAUAAGUGGCGUGCUCCUUUGGACUAUCUGAAAGCUGCACACAAGAAAGAACUCUGGCUGCCUCCGCCACAAUAUUACGAACUUUCACGUUGUCUCAACUUUCAGAAGUUGGAACAAUUGCGCCUGUUUGCUCAGCACCGUUCAUCCGAGAGAGACGUGGUCAUCCAUCCAGUAAUAUACAAAUGUACAGAUGGCUUCGUUCAUCUACUACCCGGCGACGACUUGUAUCCCUUAGAUCCGGAUGCGAGUAGCGAAAAAAUUGAGACCGGAAUAUCAAUGGCAGAGUUUCGCGCGCUGGCCAAAAAAAAUUUGCAUCGUUCCGAGCAUAAAAAUCAGCAUGAAUCGCAGCUGAUCGUCAAUUUUGAGUCAGCGGAUGGUCACGUUAUGCCUUUAGAUCCAAAAACUCAUUAAAUAUAUGUAAUAACAAAUAACUUUAUUAACAAUUUGUAAGUGUAACAUGUGUGUAAAGCAUCUGUUGCAAGUGUUUGUCCACUAUAAAAGACAACAGAGGCUCAAUAGGUGCAUUUGUUAGUUAAAAGACAAACUAUUAAUUGUUAAGUUUGAACUCCAAAAUAAAAAGUUCCACUUAUGCU
This is a messenger RNA of Drosophila arizonae, 1280 nucleotides long. Its product is annotated as acyl-coenzyme A diphosphatase NUDT19. The record is from RefSeq and is a predicted model, not a curated record. Gene Ontology annotation, cellular component: mitochondrion. Gene Ontology annotation, molecular function: hydrolase activity, acting on acid anhydrides, in phosphorus-containing anhydrides. NCBI's taxonomy places the organism in Eukaryota, Metazoa, Arthropoda, Insecta, Diptera, Drosophilidae.